UCUGACGAAGAAAACUUUGGGUAUUUUGGGGAAGAGUUGCACUUUCUUCUGACCGAACCGAGGACUCCGAAAUCCUCUCCACUGUAUUCGCAGAUAAGCCCCCAUUUCCAAGGCUCUGCCGAGAUUUACACCAUUCCUGUCAGGUCGACUGAUAAGCUUGUGCAACACCAGCCAGUGUCAAGAUCCCUGGAUAAAGCCUUCGUGUUAGAGUUUCAUCCCUCUCACUUUGACAACCCUUUUGACCGGACUAGACACUCGAGUAAUCCAUCUGUGCCUAGUUCUUUUACUCCAGAAUCUGAAACUCGUGGAAAACACGCGAGCAAACAUCCUUUGGAGGAUCAGAAUAACAACGAACCAGAACAUCCAAAGAAACACUCACCAUUCAACAUAUUUCACUUCAGUUUCUUCGGCCACAAGCCGGAGAAGUCCCCAAUGAGCAAUGAUCAAGAGCCGCCAAAGUUGACAAAAAAGUCGAGCCCUAGUGAUGAUCACAAAACAAAAACAAGGAAAAAUGCUAACAACAGCAAGUCAUGCCAGAAAGAAUCUCAGAAGGUGGCAGAGAUGUCCUCGGACCAGGGAGGGAAAUCGGUUGGUCAGUUCAGAGGGGCGUUUAAUACUGGUCACAGAUUGGCUCAGAAACCUGAGCAUUUUAUUGAAGAUGUGGUUGAUGAAACAAAGUUCCUUCUGCCGCAGGGAAAAGACUCGACCAAUCUGUCCAGCCUCAGCAUCGGGGGCGACGAUCCUGACUGUGGCAGUGAUUAUUACGAUCAAAAGGAGGUGUCGGGUCAGUCCGAGCCAGCAGCAGAGUACAUGUAUUGCCUUGAUGAGUUGUUAGGCCAGUACCAUCCACAUGAGCUCGACACUGUCUACGAGAGCGAAGAUCAUGACGAGGAUCUCAGUGCAAUUGCCAUGCCACUCAUGGAACAUGAGGGGAUCCACGCCAUGGGCCAUCACAACUCCAUGGACUCGCCGGAUGGCACGGACUUCAGGAAUCGCUCCGGCUCGGCCGGACUGAAGGGCCUGUUCUCGAAGGACAAGCACCGCAAAAAAUCAGGGGACGAUACUGCUAAGGGCACCCACUCGCCCUCAACGUCAUCCAAAAUGAAAAACUUUUUUGAUGCAAUCAGACCUCGCUCAAAAUCUGACCUCUCGGGUGUGAAAAAACCAAACAAGAAAGCUUUGCAAGCUAAACUGGAUGCUUCAAUGGAUGAGUCCCAGCUCGCUAGUGCCUUACAUGUGGAUAACCAUAUUAUCACCACCCCGCCCAUUAUUGUCGAUGAUAAUUAUCCCAUGGCGAGGAUAUUGGGCGAUCAGUUACGGGUGCCGAACUCUCGGCAGAGACACAUGUCCGGGCCGCCAACCGUGGUGGAUCAGUUCAAUAGUCGGUAUCGACCGCGUGCUAACUCCGACUCUAAACAAAGUGUGAAGUCUGGAAAGAAAGUUCUAGUGCACCAGACCAGUAUGAGUCCACCUUCCAGUCCCCAUUUAGUGUCUCCGCUGCGUUCAGCCUCGAUAUCAAAUGAGCCGAAGUCAGCGCCGGCCAACGCCUCCAAGUUGUCCCCCUUUCAGAAUUUUCAGAACGACCACUCUCACGCCAUCAUCUACCGGCCCGACAGCCCGAGUAAUGUCAAGUUUAACCUGGAUGGGGCUAUGGAAACCAUGGAAAUUGAAGACUUGGACGAAAACUGUGAUCAGGUGUUCGCAAAGUUCAUGCGCGCUCACAAAUGCUACGACAUCAUCCCAACUAGUGCCAAGCUGGUGAUCUUUGAUACACAGCUCAAUGUAAAGAAGGCGUUCUUUGCGCUCGUAUACAACGGAGUAAGAGCAGCACCCCUGUGGAGUAGCGCCAAACAGGAUUAUGAAGGGAUGUUGACAAUUACGGACUUCAUUUCAAUCCUUCACAAGUACUAUACCUCUCCUAAUGACCCGAAGUUCCUUACAAAAAUGGAUGAAUUGGAGGAACACAACAUUGAGAAAUGGAGAGAGGUCCUUCGCGACAAGCAGCGGCCGUUCGUGUGCAUUGACCCAGACGCGAGUCUGUUCGAGGCAAUACGCACCCUGAUCCACAGCCACGUGCACCGACUUCCCGUUGUUGACAAGUACACGGGCAACGCCAUCUACAUCCUGACUCACAAGCGGAUAUUGCGCUUCCUAUAUCUUUAUAUCAAUGACUUACCGAAGCCUUCAUUUUGGAACCAGACCAUUAAAGAGCUGGAGAUAGGAACGUACAACAAUGUCAUCACGGCUACACGGGAGACGACGGUGUACGAAGCCCUGAACCUGUUUGUUGAGCACCGGAUAUCAGCCCUGCCGGUUGUGGAUGAUGACAGAAAGGUUGUGGACAUCUAUGCCAAAUUUGACGUGAUUAAUCUGGCUGCUGAAAAGACGUAUAACAACUUGGGCAUCACUAUCCAGCAAGCGUUGCAGCACAGAAAAGGGGCAAGCUGGUUUGAGGGCGUUGUGAAAUGCGUGGAGACGGACUCCCUGAAGAUAGUGGUGGACAAGAUCGUGCGUGCAGAGGUGCACAGGCUCGUGAUUGUUGACGAGGAGGACCACGUAAUAGGCAUCAUCUCCCUCUCCGACCUGCUGAACCACCUCAUACUGAAACCCAUGGGCAGUGAAGUUCCAGAGAAGAAAACCUCCACAUCCUGAAGCCAGACUUUCAACACAAGAUGGAGGUGAUACAUUCAUGAAGGACUGGCCAAUCAAAAAACCAGUUUAACAAUUCCUAAUUUGAAUGGCCAAUCAGAAUAUGUUUAGCAAAGUCCAAAUUAAAUUGGCCAAUCAAAAUUUACUGGCCAAUCAUAAUAAGUUAAACACAUGGUUUUCCAAUCUUUUUCUAUGUGUAGAAAUAUUAUCUUAUUUAAGUGAAACGUGUGGCUACAGGGAUCUAAAUGUUGAAAAUAAGUGAUGAACAGAGUCAUGUUGUGAUUGGCAGAUGUCCACAGAUUGGAUGUUACGUGCAUUUUGAUUGGCCCAUUUGAAAUUGUUGGGAAAUACCUGUGAAAAUGAUUUACAGAUGGCAAAGUGAAAUGUGCUGUGAUGUGAUUGGAUGUUGAAUGUAACAUCUCAACUGAAAAGAGAAAAGACAGAUAAAAACACGCUUGGUUAUGCUAGUUUCUAAACCGUUCAUGUUUUACAUUUACCAUGUUAAUGAACUUUACUUCAUCUUGGUAUUUUGAGACACUUGUUCAAAAUGUAAUGUAUCCAAGCUAACCAGAUUUCAUUUGCCAUAUUGGCUGCUGUUUGCAUUUUGUUUAGCAAGAUCAUCUAUAUCAGUUUAUCCGAGUAAUUGUUUGUACUUUUGUGGAGUGUUUUAUUUUUGUAACUAAGGUUUUGGUGAAUCUUUAAAGGGGUUUUAAGCCAGUAAGUCUGUGCUUAAGCAUCUAUUGAUAUAUUGCUAUAUUUAAAUGUUGGAUUAUGAUAGUUGCCAACCUAAACAAUGUUUUUAUUUCAUUAACAGUUGAUAGAUUUGUAUCUUUAAUGUCUCUCAUGCAUGUGUAUGGCAAUUAUCCACUUCACAAGUGGAUGUCAAUUUAUUGAAGAGUUAAGUAAUCUAGAAGUAUCAAACUGAAUUUGUAUGUGUAUGCCAAUAUCCCCUUCAAAAGUGGAUGUCAAUUUAUGUAAGAGAUUAAGUAAUUUACAACUAAAAAACUGAUUUUUUAUGAUGUGAGGGUUUCAACCUUUACCACUCUGCAUAUAUUGAGUUAGCUUAAUAUCUACAAUCACAUAUUUGUUUUACUAUUAAUACAUUGGAUAAAUAAGACUAAACUAUGUUUAAUUUAGAUACUUAUGUAUUUGUUAACUGGCAUAUUGAAUGGUAAAUAUAAGGCUAUGAACAAUUCAUAUUUUAAACAUAUGUGCUAUUGUACUGGGCAGAAUUCAGGGCUUUUUUUGCUAACAUUAUAGCAGUUAUUGGGUCUUAUAAUUCUCAAUCGCAGAAGUGAUGUUUUACCAUAUCCAAGUGAAAAAAUCCCAAUUCAUCGUUUUACUAAUUUAUGUUCAGUAAUAGACAACAGAAGUCUAGAAAUAAAGAGAUGUGAUGUUGUAAUAUCCAUGUAAGUUUAAUCACCAACAGUGAAAAUUUUAUUUGUCAAACAAUUAUUUUUUUCCCAAAUCAAGAGUAAAUUAAUUGCUAAAUUUAAUGGGUGUAUGCUAAUUGCCAAAUUAAUGAGAUAAAGCCCUGUUUUUUUAGCAUGUUUGAUUCUGAACAUAGGUUGCAUUAUGGCUAACUAAGACUUUGUUGCUCACAGUUUAUUGAAGGCUUUUACAGCAGUGCUAUAAUGGUUACGGCCCUAAUUUGUUGCUGAAUUAUUGUCAGCGUUAUUUAUAAAACAUUGAAUCUAGAUGGGAUCAAAUUGUCUUGCAGUUGUUAACAUUGUCAAAAAUAAAUCAAUGGAGGGUUGAGCUGAACAUAAUAGUGUCUGAUAUAGGAAAGUGAAGCAGAUAUAGCAGUUUUCAUCUUGGUCCUAUAAAUUGUGUACGUUUUUUUUCCAUGAAAAUCAGUGUGGAGGGAGGGUUAAUUAAGUGAACUUUUCUUUCAACAUUGUCAUAAGGAUGUUGUUUUGUUUUGUCAUUCCAUUUAUUACAGUGUUGGAACAGGAGACUGGUAUAAAAUUUCGAAGUUGUUAUGGCACUUUUCCAUAAGUACUGUUCUUGAAAUAAGUGUUUUCUAAGUGAAACGUAAACUUGUUCAAGUAAACAUACAACAUAACUAAUUCUUUAUUUGAAAUCUACCAUAAUAACACAAUAUUUUGCAAAUCAUAGUUUUUUGUUUUCAAAUUUCAUAUUCACAUUUUUAGAUUGAUUGAUGGUUAUUUAAACAGAAUAUGGUCAAAAUAAAUUUUCAUGUUCAUGUCUCUCCCAAAUUAUAACCAAAGAAAUUUAUCUGUGUAUACAAAAAAAGAAUUUGAUGGGGUACCAUUACUUUUUAUAGUCAAGUGUCUAUGUUAAAUUGUUUGUUAUAUACACGCAUUUCAUUAAUUCAUUUAAUUCUGUAACAAAUUAUUACUUUAUCAAAUAUACCUUCCAAAGGAAUGGGCUUCUGUUUGCUCUGGAUUGUUUAAACAUGACUACAAUGGUUGUGUUUGAAAGAAAAACGAAACUAUGGUCUUAUUCUUUAAAAUAAAACGAGUUUUCUGUAGUCUGCAAAUAAAUUAUAAUUUAUGCAGAUUUAUGGAUUUUAAUUUUUGACAGUGAUUGAAAAGGAAGCAUAUUUGUGAUUUUCUGAGGAAUAGUGUCGUGUCUAUUUUGGAUACCUUAUAAAUAGGUGUAAUGGAGACCAAAUCGAUACCUAACCCUAACCCUUUACAGCAAACCUUAGUGGUAUUCAAUGAGGAAUAGUGGUACAUUCAACUAAAUAAGGUUGCAUAUUGCUAACAUUUAGUGCAGUUGUUAAUUUUUGUUAAUAAUAAUGCUGUUUGGCAAAAUAGCCUUUGAACUGUGUUGACACUCUUUUAAUUUCUUGUUCGUUUCAAUUCAAAUUGUUCAAUGUCAAACCAUAAAGUGUGAAACAAUAAAUUCUAGUGGUCCUAGAUGUUUUGUAUUUAGGCACAUGUACGUGAUCAACAUUUGUUAAGCGUUGUGGCAUACUGUAUACAAUUAUUUUGUACCAUUGUAUGUUGACUUUGUUGGGAUCCACUUGAAUGUUUGCACGGUAUUGAUCACCUUAGCAAGAAUUUGUUAUAUUAUAUCAAAAAUAAAGAA
Dreissena polymorpha is the source of this 5706-nucleotide messenger RNA. RefSeq names its product 5'-AMP-activated protein kinase subunit gamma-1-like. Lineage: Eukaryota; Metazoa; Mollusca; Bivalvia; Myida; Dreissenidae. The transcript has 17 exons. The record is from RefSeq and is a predicted model, not a curated record. The coding region runs from base 433 to 2652 and encodes 739 amino acids.